Molecule: messenger RNA, 3926 nt
Organism: Dromaius novaehollandiae (emu)
Lineage: Eukaryota; Metazoa; Chordata; Aves; Casuariiformes; Dromaiidae
Gene: METTL25
Product: methyltransferase like 25
Exons: 10
Coding region: 1-1725 (574 amino acids)
Source: RefSeq, a predicted model, not a curated record
AUGUCGCGUCCGCGCGGGGCCCUGCCGCCGCAGGUAGCGCCGGCGACUGCGGCCGCGGGGCUGCGGCGCGUGGCGCGGUUCCUGGCGCGCGCCCUGCCGCUGUGCCGCGCCCACGCCGUGGAGUUCUACACGCGCGGCCUCUGGGAGCGGCUCGUGGCCCUGCGCCCCGAGGCGGUGCUGGAGGUGCUGGGCGGGCCCGGGCCGCUGGCGCUGCAGCGCUCCCUGGCGGAGGCCGGCGGCGCCGCGGCGGCGCAGUGGGAUGACUGCAGGCUUUCCAGUGUGUUCUGUGAGAACUCUAAGAAGCUUAUCGAUGUGCAGUCUUUUGCCCUGGCUGCUAAGUAUUAUUCUUUGUCAAACCUUGGACUGUGUACACCAUUAGAAGAGAUACUUGAAGCACUGGGAGGAGAAAGUCAAGAAAGAAAUGACAUUAAAACUGAUGAGUUCAUGAAUAAUAAGAAAUCGCAUGAAGUGCAGGUGAUGUCGGAGCUGAUAGACAGCAUAGCAAAUUAUUGUGGUAUAAAGCAGGUGAUUGAUAUAGGUUCUGGAAAGGGCUACCUGAGUUCCUUUUUGUCUAUGCACUAUAACUUAAAAGUUUAUGGAAUUGAUUCCUCAAACACCAACACUCACGGUGCUCAUGAAAGGAACAGGAAAUUGAAGAAACACUGGAGAGCAUAUCAGAGUCGAGCAAGAGCCAGUCUCAAAAGCCAGCAGUCAGAAGAGGUGAAUGAUAGGCCAGUGCAAACUGAAAUUAAAUGUGAAGCAAAUACCAAUGAAAAGCCCUUAAAUAAUAACAGCAGUCUUCAAAGUCAAGACCAAGUGACUGUCCAAGAUUUAGUUCCUUCUGGUGUUUUCACAGAAAUAGCUACAUCUGAAACCAGCAAACAAACUGAAAUUCAUUUGGUGACUCAGACACAAUCUGAUGAGAGCAAGCUUUCUGAAAAUGUUCUUGCUAUUCUAGAUGUCCUGCCUGCUGAUGCUGUUGAAGUUUUUUCUUCAUCUCGGUGUGACUGUGGGGAGCUCUGUGAAGAGGAAAAGGCACGAAGAAAAAUGGCAUCUGUUAAGGCCAAAGCAAGCAAGUCAAGUGAAUCAAACCUUUAUUUUCCAUUGACCUCCUACAUCACUGCAGAAACAGAACUCAGUGACAUCAUUACAGAUCUGGAGGGCUCUGUAAUGGUGGGUCUACAUACAUGUGGGGAUCUUGCUCCAAAUACACUACGAAUUUUUAUUGCCAAGCCUGAAAUCAAAGCAGUUUGCAGUGUAGGCUGCUGCUACCAUCUGUUGUCAGAACAGUAUGAAAACCAAGAAGAUUGCACAGAGGAAGUGUGGGGAUUUCCCAUGUGUCAGUACUUGAAGGAUGAGGGCUGGUGCUGUGGUCGCAAUGCUAGAAUGUCAGCAUGCUUGGCUUUGGAGCGAGUUGCGGUUGGCCAAAUGCUGCCUACAGCGUCAUUAUUUUAUCGAGCUGUUCUUCAGGUUAUUAUAGAAGAAAUUUAUGGUGUCACCAAAAGUGAUCGACAUGUUGGAAAAAUUUUCUCCAAGUCAUCCUCCUUCUUAGACUAUGUAAGAAAGUCUUUGAAAAAACUGGAACUAGAUGAUUCAAAGAUGAUCUGUUGUAUUGAAUUGGGUCACCCACCAAACUUGCAACUGAGGUACAGUUUGGAAUAUUACCUAAUUAUCCACAAUAGCCGGAUGCAUUUAGUCAGAGUGUGUCAAGCAAGAGGGGAGUAGUAAGGCAUUUGGGCCCAGUACUUGAGUAUGGCAGCAUCCAGGAGACAAUUUUUGACCCAGUGUUUUGUUUGUGAAACAUUUCACAGUUUGUUCUGUUUUAGUUGAAUGCCUCAUGUUGAAAAAGGGAGAACACAACGCAUGAAAAAGCAGAAAGGUUUUAUGUUCAUAUUUUCACAAAUAAAGAUCUUUAUAUUUUAAUUCCAAAUAACCUGUAAUAUCAAAACUCUGUUGUACUAAAACCUUUUUAAUUCUCAGCAGAAGUGGAGAGCUCAUAAGGCAGAGAUCAAAUAAAGUAUUUUUUCAUCACAUGAUUAAUAUAUUUUAAUUGGUUUGGCUUUUUGGAGAGGAAGAGAAAAAACCUUGCUCAGAUAUUUGCACAGCUUUAAUGAAAAUAAAAUGGCAACAAGACCAAAUGUGUCAGUACAUUAGUACGACUAGAUCUGUUAUGGAAGCCUCCAUAGUAGUAAAAGUACUUUCUAGAUUGAAAAGAAUACAAUUGACAGAACACAAAAGCUCUAACCCAUCCCCUUGUUUUAAGGCAGAAUUAGAAUUUUCUGUCAUUCCUGAAAAAUAUUUGUCUUAUCUUCUUAAAGCUUCCUGUGAUGAAGACCCACAACCCCCAGUCUUCAGUUAACCUUCCAAAGAGAAAGUUUCUUCAAAUCUGUGACUGGAAUUUUUUUUUGCUGUGAUGCAAGCCUAUUAGUUCUUACCCUAUCCACUGUAGGCAAGAACAAACUGUUCCCUGCCUCUUUGUGGCAGCCUUUUAAAUACUGUUAUACCCACUCUCAGUUAUCGCUUCUUUAGCCUAAUCAGUUCCAGUUCUCUCAAUCUUUCUUCACAGGUCAUGUUUUCUAGAUGUCUGACCAUUCUCUUUACUCUCUCAGGGCUCUUUCAGAUAGUUUAUGUCUUUCUUUGAAAUCCAUUGCCCAAAAUACAAUAUUCCAGCUAGAGCUUUACUACUGCCAAACAGAGUUGAAGGAUUGCUUCCUAUGCUUUGCAGGCUGUUCUCCUGUACGUGUUGCAGUAUGAUGAUUGCUUUUUUUUGCAUUAGCACAACUUUGACUCUCACUCAGCUUGUGAUCUGUUAUAUCACCCAGACCAUCAUUUGGUGUUCCUCAUCCUGAACAGUUGAUUAUUUCUGUGCAAGCGUAGUCCCUCCUGCAUUUUCCUAUAGCAUUUCAAACUUUUUUCCCAAGCAAUUCUCCAAUUUCAGAGUAUUAUUCUAAGUUCUAGCAAUGUCCUCCAGUUGCAUAUUUGUAGCUUUACUCACUUUAACCUAAACCUUGUUUCCUAAAUUUGCUUAUGAAAUUAUUAUGUGAAAUGGUGUCAAAAGUCUUACUGAAGUCAAAAUGUAUGACAGUCUUUUGUUUUUCCCUAUCGUGAAUCCUUUUUCCCUUCUUACAGCCAAACUGGUUUGACGUUGUGUGAUUUGUUCUUGACAGACUUAUGUUGACUAUUACUCAUCUGCUUAACAUUCAGUGUUUUUAAAUACUUUGAGUAAUUGUUCUGUUUUUUUUCCAUGCAUUGAAUUUGAACUGAGUGGCUUAUAAUGAACCAACUCCUUUCUCAUUACACUUCUGAAGUCAGGCAUGCACCUACUAGUCAGAACUGUGGAUAGCCGAAGGGUAGAGACAUCAAAGUUUAUAAGAACUGGAAAAUGUGGCCCUGCUGCCCUAUGGAGAACAUGCGCUGUGAACAGCACUGAUGGUCAUAACUCUAGCUGCCUGCUAUGGCACAAUGGCCUCGAAGGCCUGAAGGGGAAGGUGCAUUUGGUUUUGUCAAGCUCUUGAACUGCCUUUGCAUCAAAUUCGGCCUACAGUUAUAGUGGCAGUGGUGGUAACGUUGCAUCAGAUAAUUUGGAAAAGAAGAGAGAAACAUGUAGUGGUGCAAGGUCAGUAGAGAAAGUUUUCAUUCAAAUGUUGGUGGGUAAUUUGAGGCACAGAGAAACUAAGUAUUAUUUCCAGAAUCUGACAGCAGGUUUUGCAGUGCGAAAUACCAUCCAGGAGUCCUGACAAGCAUGUUACUCUGGCAUGAGUCUCCACUCCUCAGCUAUUUAGCAAAAUCUCUUGGGCUUUGGGGAAGGGAGGCAGGUUGAGAUAUAUGGGAAAGGAAAUGAGAAUGUUAUCUCCGCUUUAGUGGGUAAUACUCAUUUAAGAAUGGUUAGAGCUUUCUGAAUAAUGAAUAUAUUUCAAUAAUUCAUG